AUGGAAACGAGACCAGACCCUGAUAUUGAUGAUGAUUUUAGCGAACUAUACAAGGAGUACACUGGCCCUCCUGGGUCAAAUGCCACAAACACACAAGAUAGGGCAAAGCCAAACAAAAGGUCCCUUACCGGGUCUGACGAGGAAGAGGAAACUCGCGACCCGAACGCGGUCCCAACUGAUUUCACCAGCCGAGAAGCCAAGGUUUGGGAGGCCAAGUCAAAAGCUACUGAGAGGAACUGGAAGAAGAGGAAGGAAGAGGAAAUGAUUUGCAAAAUCUGCGGGGAACCUGGUCACUUUACUCAGGGGUGUCCAUCUACGCUUGGAGCAAAUCGCAAGUCUCAAGAUUUCUUGGAAAGGGUACCUGCUAGAGAAAAGCAUGUAAAAUCACUUUUCACAGAGAAAGUGAUAGACAGGAUUGAAAAGGAUAUUGGCUGCAAUAUUAAGAUGGAGGAAAAAUUUAUCAUUGUCAGUGGCAAGGAUAGGUUAAUAUUAAGAAAGGGGGUGGAUGCUGUGCACAAAGUGAUUAGAGAGGAAGGUGAGCAAAGAGAUGGUUCUGGUUCUCACAUGACUAGAUCAAGGUCAUCUGAGCAAAGUCCUGCUGGUUCACGGUUACAACGCUCUGAAUCCCAGAGGUCUCAUUCUGGUCCCCGAAAUGGGUCACAUUUUCAACAAAGAUUUCACAGGCAGGAGAAGUUUGUUGAAGACCGUAUACGUCAGGAUAUGCAGAAAUUUUCCAGGGGUUCUCCACAAGCUUAUGGUAAUGAUGGAGCUAGAGGUCAUCCAAGUCAUUCAAAUUCUCCAGCCCGUGCCCCUUACAUGGGAAACUCGUAUAGUUCAUAUGAUGGUCAUAAUCAGAGCAUGGCUACUUAUAGAAAUGAUGGGUGGGAUUCUGAUAAAAAAGGACCUGAUAUGCAAUCUGGUCGUCAGUUUGAUUACUCUGCCACCCCUCAGACAUUAGAAGAAUUAGAAUUGGAGUACAAAAGAGAGGCAAUGGAACUUGGAAGAAUUCGUGACAAGGAAGAAGAUGAAGAAAAUUACAAACAUCGUGAGGUGAUUAGGGAAAUGAGAGAGAACUACAUGAAGAAACUGGGUACCCUGAGGGGGAUGCAUGCAAAACAGUGGGAGGAUUUUAUUCAAAUUGAUGCCCAGAGGCAUCAACAACAGGCUAAUCAGCAGAUGUCGACUUCAGGUUUUGGUGGUUAUAAAUCACAGAAUUAUAAUGAAUAUGAUGGCUCCUCAGCCAAUCCUCAUUAUGCCGGGGCCAGUUUAGCUAUGGAUUCAAGGAGCAGAUACCCAAACCCUAUGGAAAAUUAUCCGUCAAGGCCUCAUGACAACUUUGGCGAGUUCCAGCGUCAGAGGCAUGAUGAUUAUGGGAGAGGUUACGGUCGAUACUGA
Prunus armeniaca (apricot) is the source of this 1395-nucleotide messenger RNA. Lineage: Eukaryota; Viridiplantae; Streptophyta; Magnoliopsida; Rosales; Rosaceae. The record is from the annotation of a GenBank genome assembly.